GCAGAUUGAUUUAGAGUUGACAUCAAAAGGGGUUAUUGUAAUGCAAUGGAGGAUUGUCUUCAUCAUGGAAGCUUAAUAAAUAUUGUAUUCUCUUGGACUUUAGAGGAACUUCUUAAUGAGAAUCUUUUCAAAUUCCAGGUACCGAAGAUUCCGAGGACAUUCUCGUCAACUAAUGAUUACAUGAAUUCAUUCAUGCCUGCAUUGGUUGAGGAAACACACACUGAUUUGUAUUCCAGCUUGUUAAGUGUUCCUCAAGCUUCUUUUUGCGAAAUCAGGACAAUGGAAAUAUCCAAAGACUUCAACCGUCCUUACGACUUGUCCUAUCAAUUUACAUUGAAGAACAUUACUGAUGAGGUCUAUGGUGUAGGAAAAUAUGUACCUGAGACUGGUGAUCUCAUUGCAUUUACAAAUAUUCGUCCGAGAAGCGUGUCUGACUUGAGCAGGAUCGGAAGUUACUGUCAUAUAGGUUAUAUUUUUGGAUCAAAAGAUGAAUUUAAUGAUGAGUUUCCUGUACUGUUGUCGAAGGAGAUGCAAAAUAACUUUGAUUCGAGGAGGAACAAUGCUCAGAAACUUUAUGCAGUGUUUCUCGUUAACAUGACAACAAAUAUUCGUAUUUGGAAUGCAUUGAACUCAGAGAUGGAAGGAUCCAACAUAAAUAUAAUUAAGAAAGUGUUGCAGCCUUAUUCAAUGAUGGAACAAAGCUGUCAUACUUGUUUGUCAAGAGAAAAUCUCGGUCGAUCCAACUCUCGAGUACAAAACAUAAUCAAACCUCAAAAUCUGAACAAAUAUCAGGAAGAUGCUGUUCUAAGUUGUCUUCAUAUGAACAAAUGUCUUCACAAUGAUCCUGUUAAACUCAUAUGGGGUCCACCAGGAACCGGAAAAACAAAGACUGUCGCGUCAAUGCUAUUUUGUCUUCUCAAGUUAAAAAUCAGAACAGUGACAUGUGCUCCAACAAACACUGCAGUGUUGGCGGUGGCGUCGCGCCUUCACACCAUAGCUAAGGAUUCACUUGAGCAUGGUUCAUAUGGUCUUGGUGACAUAGUACUAUUUGGAAAUAGUGAAAGAAUGAAAAUUGACUCUUAUAAAGGUCUUGGUGAAGUGUUUUUGGAUAAUCGAGUUGAUGAUUUGUUGAAAUGUUUGUCUCCAAUGACUGGAUGGAAAAAUAGUUUGGAAUCAAUGAUCAAAUUACUAAAGUAUCCUCAAGAGCAAUAUGAUCUGUAUAAGAAUAAUGUGAAUGAAGAUGAUGAAAAUGUCAUUUCAUUAGAAGAAUUUGCUAAGGAAAACUAUAGCCAUGUGAAAAAUGCAUAUUGGUCAUACAAGGAACGUUCUAAGAAUGAUUGUCCUAUGACAUUGGAGGAAUUUGUGAAGAAGAAAUAUAGUUAUAUUGUUGAACAAUAUGACAUAUUUAAAGAAGAUAAAAAGUUAAGUGUUGGUAUGAAUAUGGAACAGUUUCUAAGACAAAGAUUUUGUUUCUUUGGAGGGAAAUUGAAGUCAUUCAUGAAAAUGUUGUGUACUCACUUACCAACAUGUUUUCUACCAAUUAAGGUGGCCAUGAAAAUUUUUAGAGUUCUUGAGUUGCAAAAAUCUCUUGAAGUUUCUAUGACUCAAACCAAACCAAAACAAGUUCUUCAAGCUUGUGAUGAUGGAAAUGAUGGAAAAGACAUUUUUGGUUGGUUUGGAUGGUUAAGUUUAGAAAAAGAAGAGUUUCUUCAAACUCUUUGUUUUCUCUGUGAGGCUAUUAGUAGUAAGCUUCCUAAAGUUACAUCAAGAUAUGGAAUAUCGCAACUUUGCUUGAAGAAUGCAUGCAUUCUUUUCUGUACUGUUUCGAGUUCUACGAAGCUGUACAUAGAAGGAAUGAAAGAAGUGGAGUUUUUGGUGAUUGAUGAAGCUGCUCAACUUAAAGAAUGUGAAUCAACUAUUCCAUUGCAAUUGCUUGGCCUCAAACGUUGUGUUCUCAUUGGUGAUGAGAAACAACUUCCUGCUAUGGUUAAAAGCAAGAUUGCUGACAAGGCUGAAUUUGGAAGAAGCUUAUUUGAGAGGCUAGCAAUGUUGAAAUACAAGAAACAUAUGCUUAAUCUUCAAUAUAGAAUGCAUCCAUCUAUAAGCAGAUUCCCAAGUAAAGAGUUCUAUGGUGGUCAACUUUCUGAUGCUAACAUUGUAAGAGAAAUAACUUACAACAAACGUUUCCUUGAAGGAAAAAUGUUUGGCCCUUACUCUUUCAUUAACAUAUCUAAGGGUAAAGAGCAGUCUAAUCAUGAUCAUAGUUGGAAGAAUGUGAUUGAAGCUGCUGCAAUCUCUGAGAUUAUUGGAAGACUUAAAAAUGAGUUUGUGAGGACAAGGAAUAAUGUUAGCAUAGGAAUCAUAUCUCCAUACAAGGCACAAGUUAAUGAAAUCCAAGAGAAAGUGAAGCAGUACAUGAUUUCAGAUCCUCACUUCACCGUUAAUGUCCGUUCUGUUGACGGCUUUCAAGGUGGCGAAGAAGAUAUCAUUAUAAUAUCUUCUGUCAGAUCCAACCUUGGUGGAAAUGUUGGCUUUCUUUCCGACAGAAGAAGAGCAAACGUUUCAAUCACCAGAGCUAGACAUUGUCUUUGGAUAGUAGGAAAUGCAACAACUUUAACCAACAGCAAUUCUGUGUGGAGAAGGGUUGUUGAUGAUGCUAUGAAAAGAAACUGUUUCCAUAAUGCUGAUGAGGACAAGAAAUUGAAUCAAGUUAUUGAGGAUGCUUUGUUUGAGUUUGAACAGCUAGAUGAUUCUGCAUCAGCAUUUAAUAAACUAAGCAUAAGGGACAUGUCAGAAACUUAUGCUUUCACUAGCAAACCAUUGACAUUUUGGAGACCCGCGAACAAUAUAUCGAAGAAUGGAGACAGUAUGCUGCAGCGUUAAAUUUUUUAGAGAGAAUUUGCCGCCUAUUUGGAUCUCACAAGUCUCGAGAAAUUAAUCUUUCAAGUUGCGUGUAGAGGAUACCUGAUUAUGCCGAAAAAAUAUAUAGUGAAGAAUGAAGACAUUGAAGCUCAGUGAUACAGUCAUCUAGGUGUUUA
Messenger RNA from Trifolium pratense (red clover), 3038 nucleotides. Its product is annotated as helicase sen1-like. Gene Ontology annotation, molecular function: helicase activity. The record is from RefSeq and is a predicted model, not a curated record. The transcript is spliced from 7 exons. The coding region runs from base 46 to 2883 and encodes 945 amino acids. Lineage: Eukaryota; Viridiplantae; Streptophyta; Magnoliopsida; Fabales; Fabaceae.